Messenger RNA from Microplitis demolitor, 1112 nucleotides. RefSeq names its product putative envelope protein ODV-E66-14 (gene Odv-e66-14). Bases 132 to 914 code for a protein of 260 amino acids. The transcript has a single exon. Lineage: Eukaryota; Metazoa; Arthropoda; Insecta; Hymenoptera; Braconidae. The record is from RefSeq and is marked provisional.
UACAUAUUUAAUAUAUUGAACUAUUAAAAAAAUUUUUUAUAUUUAUUGUAUUAUAUUUUAGAUAGAACAAAAGAAACUAAAUAUCUCUUUGUUAAAAUUUAAAAAAACCGAACUUUGAAUUUAAAUAUUAAAUGGAAGGCAAGCACCUCAUAUUGUUUAUUCAAAUUUUCUUUGUAAUCAUAGUAUUUAUUGUAUUAAUAACACUCUUUUAUAAAAUUGAUAUUGAUAUUCUAAUUCCAAAAGAUAAAGUCUUCGCUGAACUCAUAAAUUCUAAAAUUUCAGAUGAAGAUUAUAAAAUAGUUAAAGAAUUCGAAAAGAAAAAUGUGAAUUAUCUUACUAACGCAUCAUUAGACUUUGACACUCUUGAAAAAUUUGUAUCAUUAUGCGAUUUUGCAGUCCGCAUCCUUAUAAUUUAUCAUAAGAAUCGUGAAUCAAAAAUUUACAUACAGCUCGUUGAUGAUAUAAUUAAAAAAUUGAAUGAACAGAUUUUCAGCAAAAACAAGUACGAUGUCCUUAAAAGUGGUGGCGAUGUUAAUAUUAAAGCAUUAGUUCAUCUAAUGAGAUUACUCAACACAUUUGAAUAUGUUGCUGAUAAUGAAUAUAAUGCUUCUAAAAAAAUUUGCCACGAUAACAUAAUUAAGAUAAUUCCAGAAACUAAUAAAGUGGGUAUGGGAGUCGAGGUCUCCUAUAAUGAUGAAAAAGCAAUUUAUACAAUUAUACCGAGAUUGUUGACUUAUUAUUUGAUUCCUGAUAAAAAGGAAUACAAUAAAGAUGCGAAUCUGAAGAAUGGACUAGUCAAUCUAAAAUCACAAUUUAAUGUUCUUAAUACAACGCCGGAAAAGCGACAAGAUUUCCUUUUAUACGAUUAUCACUAUAGUCUCUACAAAACUUUCAGUGAGACAGGUAUACAUUAAGGCAAAACACUAAUUUAAAAAAUGGGUAUAACAAUUAAAAAUUCGUAAAACGAUUAACAUUAAUUAGUAUUGAACAAUUUUUACAUUAUAAAAAAAAUUUUUUUACAUUUUUUGACAAUUGAAACUAUGAAGAAAAUUAUAAGUUCCGGUGCAUUUGCAAAUAGACAAAUUUUCAUAUUGCCUACUGUGUUAAAAAUU